Molecule: messenger RNA, 222 nt
Organism: Colletotrichum fioriniae
Lineage: Eukaryota; Fungi; Ascomycota; Sordariomycetes; Glomerellales; Glomerellaceae
Source: RefSeq, a predicted model, not a curated record
AUGGAGCCGGCGACGAACGGCGAUAUAUUCCCCGAACGAAACACCAAAACGGAGUGCAUUGACAUCGAUGAUAACCGUGAGGUCUUCCAUGAGGACGAAUACAGGGCUUUAGGUUGGAUGAGAUACGCUGGAGUACACAGCAUUGCUGAUGCUGCGGCGCUGAUGGGCGGACCUAUUGCCCGAGAGAUUGCUGGUGGUCUCUUCCUGUUGACUUGGAUGUAA